Wyeomyia smithii (pitcher-plant mosquito) is the source of this 678-nucleotide messenger RNA. Its product is annotated as histone H1B-like. Gene Ontology annotation, cellular component: nucleosome; nucleus. Gene Ontology annotation, biological process: negative regulation of DNA recombination; nucleosome assembly; chromosome condensation. Bases 1 to 678 code for a protein of 225 amino acids. The transcript has a single exon. The record is from RefSeq and is a predicted model, not a curated record. Lineage: Eukaryota; Metazoa; Arthropoda; Insecta; Diptera; Culicidae. Gene Ontology annotation, molecular function: double-stranded DNA binding; structural constituent of chromatin; nucleosomal DNA binding.
AUGGCUGAUACUGCAACUGCUGCUGCUGCUCCGGUCGCUGCCUCACCGGCAAAGGCACCAAAAAAGGCCAAGGCAUCCAAGGGAGACGCCAAGAAACCAAAGAAGCCAGCAACUCACCCUCCAGUGAACGACAUGGUUUUGGCCGCCCUCAAGACCCUCAAGGAACGUAACGGAUCCUCGCUGCAGGCCAUCAAGAAGUACAUCGCCGCUAAUUACUUAUGCGAUGUUGCCAAGUUGGCUCCGUUCUUGAAAAAGGCCCUGAAAUCGGGUGUCGAGAAGGGCACACUGGUCCAGACUAAGGGAUCUGGUGCGUCCGGCUCAUUCAAGGUUAAAGCCGAUGCAAAGAAACCAGCUGGAGAGAAAAAGGCCAAGAAACCUAAGAAGGAAACCAAAGCUAAGAAACCUGCUGGCGAGAAGAAGGUUGCCAAGAAACCAAAAGUCACCGCUGCCAAGAAACCAAAAGCCACCGCUGCCAAGAAAACCGGUGAGAAGAAGGCCAAGGCAGCUCCUGCUAAAGCGGCCAAGAAGGCUGCUGGAGUGAAAAAAGCUGCUGCUCCAAAACAGAAAGCCACAAAACCAUCGAAGACCGCGGCCAAGAAACCGAAAACCCCGAAACCGAAGAAGGCUGCUGUUCCGGCUAAAAAGGCUGCCCCGAAAAAGGCCGCUGCCAAGAAGUAA